Molecule: messenger RNA, 1458 nt
Organism: Menidia menidia (Atlantic silverside)
Lineage: Eukaryota; Metazoa; Chordata; Actinopteri; Atheriniformes; Atherinopsidae
Source: the annotation of a GenBank genome assembly
CUGAGCUGUUCUUUGCGUAACUGUGUGUUUUGUCUCUGUGGGUUUAAGUUUUCAAGGAUAAAGAUGCAGACGCCGGCAGAAUCAGUAAUCCAUAGUGGCUAUUUCCAUCCAACGCUCCGUUACUGGCAGACCUGUGCAGCCGAUCUCAGACCAGACAAUCUCAUCUACCCAAUAUUCAUCACAGACAGUGCAGAUGCAGUGGAGCCCAUUGAUAGCAUGCCAGGACAGGCAAGAUAUGGGGUGAAUAAGCUGGAGGAAAUGUUGGGGCCACUCGUUGAAAAUGGCUUGAAGUGUGUGCUGAUCUUUGGUGUCCCGGCAAAAAUAAAAAAGGAUGACAGGGGUUCGGGUGCUGACACCGAUGACACGCCAGCUGUGCUAGCGGUUAAAAAAAUCAGACUUUUGUUCCCGGAGAUGCUUGUGGCCUGCGAUGUUUGUCUCUGCCCCUAUACGUCACAUGGACACUGUGGAAUCCUGAACAAUGACGGCACCCUGAACAAUGACAAAAGCUGUCUGCGUUUGGCAGAAGUAGCACUGGCUUAUGCACGGGCUGGUUGUCACAUCAUCGCUCCCUCUGACAUGAUGGAUGGAAGAGUUCGAGCAAUAAAAGAAUUUCUGCUGUCUAACGGCUUAGGAAACAAGGUGUCAGUACUGAGCUACAGUGCAAAGUUUGCCUCUUGCUAUUAUGGUCCUUUCAGGGAUGCUGCACAGUCUAAGCCUACAUUUGGAGAUAGGCGGUGCUACCAGCUGCCCCCUGGAGCCAGAGGACUUGCUAUUCGUGCUGUGGAGCGAGAUGUGAGAGAGGGAGCGGACAUGGUGAUGGUGAAGCCAGGUCUGCCAUACCUGGACAUCAUGAGGGAGGUCAAAGAUAAGUUUCCAACUCACCCCCUGGCGGUGUAUAACGUGUCGGGGGAGUUUGCAAUGAUAUGGCAUGGAGCGAAUGCUGGGGCAUUUGAUUUACGGGCUGCUGUGAUGGAAGCCAUGACCGCCUUCCGCAGAGCAGGUGCUGAUAUAAUCAUCACCUACUACACCCCUCAGCUGCUCACCUGGCUCAAGGAAUAAAGCACUAGGGGCUGAAGCUAAAGGAUGGAUAAAAAUAAGAGUGGAUCAGCAGCACUUUGAAGAUGCAAAACGUUCUGGUGACUCAGUCAUUGUAUUUUAUUUACUGAAAGCAACCAAUCUUUUUUAGGAUAUUCAGACAACGCAAACCUACUUUUCUCUUUACCUUUUGAAAGGGCUGAAAAUUGUUGUUUGUGUCUUUGUUUUUCUAACAGAGAAGGUCAGUCCUGAAUAAUGUUUAGUUUAAAUGAGAGCUCAAAUCUAUCAAAUCUAUCUUCACUGAACUUAUGAUCUACAUAUUUGUAUGAGUCAUGAUUAAAUGUCUAUGACAGCUGCUUGAGGGAUUUUAAAAUCAUGCUAAAUUCCACUCGAGUUAGUGGAUAAUAAAUUCCUUCAAAUCUC